CAUCAUCAUUGUGACAUCGACUCAUUUGCCACAGUGACACAGUCCAAUAUUGUUUAUAAAAAAAAAUAUCUAAAGAGAUAGGUAAGUACAUCCCGGAAGGCAUAAUAUUUUAUACGUCCAACACGCACGCAAAAGAAGCACGAGGAAAUCGUGCCGAACUUAUAAGUUUUGAAAUUCGGUCAUUAUCGUGUUCUCGUCUCCCUUCUCCCUUACCACGACGGCGGACGGCCCCCACUCAUCGAAUAUUUUCAUCUUUCUCCUUUGACGCGUCUGGUCUGGCAAGAGGGAACAACAGAAUCUAAGCGGCUAACCAGACAGGACUUGCAAUAAAGUGUACAACGUAACCCGCAGUGAGAAAAACGUGAACAGGUUGUGUGUGAUAGACGGAAACGAAAACAAAAAAAUCGAAACAAAACGGACGGAUUUCAUCUCGGGACGUAAGUACAUAAUUACGUAACAACGGUCAACGGUACCAACUACCUAAGUGUUACCGAACAUUAGUGAUCAGGCACGCACGGCGACCGACCUGCCGCCGCCGAUCCACUGGCGUCCGAGUUUAUAAUAAUAAAAAAACAACAGUUCAGCCGAAUUAGCGACAGGAGCAUCGCAUGCAAUUUAAAAUUCAAAUGCUAAUUUCAGUGUCAAGUUGAAGGCGUCGACGAAAUCCGUCAUCGUUGCCUCAUUAUUUUCCUUAUAUUGGAACAACUUUAAUCACUAUGCCUCCAUACAAUUCUGUAAAAUGUUUACAAUCUUUAGCAUUAGAACAGGCGUGCAAAUACAUAUUAAACAUAUCUAACAAUAUGAAAAAAGAUGUGAAUGGUUCACGUGAAUAUUUUAUUAAUAAUGUACAUGCUUGGGCUAGAACCAACAUCUUGAACUAUACCAAAGUUCUAUUGGAUAAUGGUGAAAAGGAUAAUGAAAUUUGGAGCGAACUGAACUGUUUAAUGAUUGAUACAAAUCCAUACAUAAAAAUAUUGAGUGUUAAACUUAGCAUGUGGUUAAUAAUAUUAAACGCCCUGUUGGACAUUGGAGUCGCUCGAUUACCACCUUUAUUUCUUCACGCAGGUAUGGAAGCAGAAUUCCAAGAGUUUGUUUCUAUAUUGAACCGUAACAAUACUCAUCUCAAAGAACUGUCUGUGACCUUUCUAAUGUCAAGUAAAAAUAAUUACACACCAGCAGUGUACACUUCAAUGUAUAACCUUCAGAAAACAUUUCAUGAAGGUCUAGCAUCAAAACUUGUUCAUCUAAAGCUUGGUGCUAUUUGUGAUAAUGCAAUAUUGAAAACUAUUGGUGAACAUGCCUUAUGUUUAAAACAUUUAGAUGUAUCUGGUUCAUGGAAUGUCGAUGAAGCAGGCAUUAAACAUCUGUUGUUUAAAAACGAUGUGUAUGUGGAGACAAUCAACGUAUCAAAUGAAAUACUAUGUAAACAUCUCAGCCAUAUGUAUGACAAUAAGUCUUUGUUAAAUAACUGUUGUUUUACUCUGGAAGAAUUCCGGAUUCAGGAUACAAAUACGGAAGAUGCGAGUUUACUGAUGAUACUUGCAUGUGUCAAGAGCCUAAAAGCCUUAGGUGGUUUCCUUUACUUCAGGAACAUUGGUGAUGCUUUGGUAACUGUAUGGGAAAACUCUCCCAAGCCACGCAUAUUCCAGUUGACUGAGUUGUAUGAUAUGCAGUUGACAGGCAAAAAAAUAGCCUCACUCAAGGAAUGCCUACCAUAUCUAAAAAAGCUGUAUACUCGACUGUCAUGUGUCUGUACACCUGAAGAUUUUGCAGAUCCUGAACAGGGAUCUAUGUUUUGGGGCCGCGUACAAACACUAACUAUUGAUCUUGAUUACAUGAUGAAUUUUCAUUUUAUCAACUUUGUGUUUAACUAUGGUCGUAACUUAUCUGAACUCACUAUUCUUGAUCAGGAAGCUGAUAUAGAUGUGGCCAAACUCCUGGCAAGUUGUCCAAAUCUAUUAGUUUUGAAAGGAUUUUUACAUAUUUUUGAAAUGCCAGUUGGAAAAUUUACCAAACUGAAAUCAAUUGAAUUACACAUGCCUACCGUUGAAACAAUUAAUUGGUUUUUCGAAAACUGUCCUUGUUUAGAAGAAGCCAAGCUAUAUAGUGAUUCAAGACACCUAUAUUGGAAUACACAAGUGUUUGAGAGACCACCACUAAUAAUGUGCAAUAAUCUUAAAAGAUUGGAGAUUUCGUUCAACGAUGAACACCCUAUUACUAACCACCAAACAGUUAUAAAAUUUAUUGAAAAGUGUUCAAAACUUCAACAUUUGGGACGACUAGACAAAUGGAACCUCGAUAAUAAAUUUGUAAAACAAGUAAAACUGUAUGUAAAAAAGAUGAACUACGAGCUUAACGUUUACUAGACAAUAAUAUAUAAAUUUGUUGAUAAGACUGAUAUACUAGAUCUUAAAUUAUGUUUAGACUCCUUUUCUCUUGUUAACUCCCUCUAUGACAUUGUAAGGUAUUUUUAUACUAGCUGUAUAUUUAAAAACUUUAAGUGUGUACUUUUUAACCUCACUGUGAUGUAUUUUGAAAUUAAUGGUAUAACAACUAAUUAUGUAUAUUUUCAUAAUAAUAAUAAUAAACUUAUAUAAUAUUGUAAAUUCUAGACAAAUUUGUUAUUGAAAAAUAAAAUAAACAUUGUAUGUAAUAAUAUAUA
Metopolophium dirhodum (rose-grain aphid) is the source of this 2662-nucleotide messenger RNA. RefSeq lists its product as uncharacterized. The record is from RefSeq and is a predicted model, not a curated record. The transcript is spliced from 9 exons. NCBI's taxonomy places the organism in Eukaryota, Metazoa, Arthropoda, Insecta, Hemiptera, Aphididae. The coding region runs from base 717 to 2366 and encodes 549 amino acids. Gene Ontology annotation, cellular component: SCF ubiquitin ligase complex. Gene Ontology annotation, biological process: SCF-dependent proteasomal ubiquitin-dependent protein catabolic process.